GCGCCGUUGACAACGUUGCGCCCUCACCUGGGAAACGGAGAACUCUUGAUCAAAUAUGGCGAAGCUGAGCGAGCAUGGAAUUCGCCUCAGUGCGAUGAGCCCUACCUACUUACACACGAACUCGACCAGUCAUACCUGGCCUUUCAGCGCAGUCGCCGAACUGAUCGAUAAUGCCUGUGAUCCAGGAGUCUGUGCCAAACAAAUGUGGAUUGACGUGACUAAGAUUAAAAAUGAGCUGUGUCUGACCUUCACUGAUAAUGGGAAUGGAAUGACUCCAAUUAAACUACACAAAAUGCUAAGCUUUGGGUUCACGAAUAAAACAGGGAAUAAAAGCCACUUGCCAAUUGGAGUGUAUGGAAAUGGAUUUAAAUCCGGCUCUAUGAGGUUGGGAAAAGAUGCUCUUGUCUUCACCAAGAAUGGCGGAGCUUUAAGCGUGGGCUUCCUAUCGCAAACCUACCUGGAACAAAUUAAUGCCCAAGCGGUCAUUAUCCCUAUUGUGCCUUUCAACCAGCAGAAUAAGAACCUCAUAGUUACUGAAGACUCAGUGCCAAGUCUGGAGGCCAUCUUGAAAUAUUCCAUCUUCAAUACAGAGAAGGAACUGCUGGCAGAAUUUGAUACUAUCAUCAGCAAAAAAGGAACCCGGAUUAUUAUUUGGAAUAUCAGAAGAAACAAAGAUGAGAAACCUGAACUGGAUUUUGAAACAGACUCAUUAGACAUCCGGAUCCCAGAUAUCAAUUCUGAAGAUGGUGCAGGAAAAAAGAAGACUUACAGACGACCGGAGAGGGAGGAUCAGCACAUUCCUGAAAGUGACUACUCACUAAGGGCAUAUUGUAGCAUUUUGUACCUGAAACCUCGCAUGCAGAUCAUCCUGCGUAAGAAGAAAGUCAAAACACAACUUAUCACAAAGAGCCUGGCUCACAUUGAAUAUGAUGUUUACAGACCUAAUUUUAAUAAUAAGCGUGUUAAAAUAACCUUUGGUUUUAACUGUAAAAACAAAGAGCAGUAUGGAAUAAUGAUGUACAACAAAAAUCGGCUUAUUAAAUCUUAUGAGAAGGUUGGAUGCCAGAUAAAGUCAACCAGCAGAGGAUGUGGCGUUGGUGUAAUUGGAAUUAUUGAAUGCAAUUUUCUCAAGCCAGCACAUAAUAAACAAGAUUUUGAAUAUACUAAAGAAUACAGAUUGACAAUGCAAGCAUUGGGGCAGAAACUGAAUGAUUACUGGAAGGAAAAGAAAACUAAGAAAAGCCAGGAGGAAGCAGAUAGUACAGACAUGGUAGAAGAACCACGAACUGUCCCUGAUCAAGUUUGGGCUCAAUGUGAGACAUGCAUGAAAUGGCGGAAGUUACCACCAGAAAUUGACCCAGAUUCACUACCAGAAAACUGGUAUUGUAACAUGAAUCCUGACCCCAAGUUCAGGGACUGCUCUAUUCCUGAGGAACCUGAGCAAAGUGAUGAUGAGAUGACACCCAGUUAUGAAAAAGCAUCUAAAAAACACGAUCAAAGUCUGGAGAGAAAGAGGUGGAAGUCUUUGGAACAGGAGGAACGCAUGCAACAAUCCCAGUUGGCAUCUAUAACACAGAGAAAAGAUCAUUCUGAAACAGGAGAAAGUGAGGAGGAGAGAGAGGAAGAAGUCGGUUAUAGAACAAGAUCAUGCUCUGCCAGUCUCAGCACAGCAUCAGGAUGUUCAGACAAUAUGAAUGAAGAACGUGUUGUAUCAUCCAGCCUAGGACUGAACAGUAACAAGCGAAAACAGAGUCUGAAAAAUCAGAGCUGGAAUAAAAAGCGUUUCAAAGAAAGAGCAGAAGUAUUAGCCGUUCCAAGUAGUCCUGACGCAGCCCAAUCAAUGGAAUAUGGCACAGUGAAUUCUACAAUGGAAGGACAAAGCAACAGCAGCGAUGACGACCUCAUUAUCAUUGAUGAUGGAGCUACAGAAGGAUCCAAAGGCAGUAUUACUCAUCAAAACACCAAGCAGGAAGAAACAAAAACAGUGGAUUUCCCAAAUCUCAGUUGUAUCAAUAACGUGACUGAAGAGAAUAGUUUAAACAGUAAUGGACCAGUUUAUCAUGUUACUGCAGAAAAGGUACUUAUUUCUGAAGGUACGCAGACCAAUAAACUUGCUGUUAUAAAGAAAAUUGAGGCAGGUUCCAGUGGCACCUGGGAGCCCACUGAUUCCCAUUCUAUCAUGACAUCUCAAGAAAAUACUUUUACACAAAAAGCUAAUGAGAUUGAUCCAAAUGCAACAACAAAGUGUACUGCAGCCACCAUACACUUUUUGGAAAAACAACUGGAUCAAGCAAGGAACUUGCUAGAUGAGAGAACCACAGAGAGAGAUUGUUUCAGAAAAGAAAAUGAAGAACAGACCAUCACAAUAGAGCAAAUAACAAAACAACAGAUGGAGUACCAAGAAAAUGCUAUACAGCAAGUACAAGCUACAAUCAGAGCAAGUCUAAUGGAAACUGUAAAUGUUGUUGGACCUGAAAGCUGGAGCCUUGAGGAAAUAAAGGCAUAUUAUAAAAACAUAAUGCAAGAACGUGAUGACUUGGCCCAGCAGUUAGAAAAUGCAGAAAAGAAGAUGGAAAACUGUUCAUCAGAAAGUAAACAGUUGAAAGAACAACUUGGAAAAGUAGAGCAAGAAAGAGACCAGUUCAAGUUGGAAUAUGAGAAAAUGAAACACAAUUUGAAAGCUAGCACAAACAAAGGCGAUGAUUUUUACUGGACCAAAAAGUCAGCUGCUGCAUACAGAUACUCAGAGCUGGAGCUAAUGCGGUCAGAGGUUGAAAAAUUAAAGGGACAGAAGGUAGAGCUGGAGGAGAAAUUGGAAGAGGCCCUGAGGUGUAAUGCUUUAUGCAAAGAAGCAUGGGAUCCUUCCACUAGCCAAGAAGUUGCCCAAACCAACAGUGUACUGACCAAGUUGAAGUCAUUACGGGUAAAGGUUGGACAUCUGUUGGGCUCUGUUCUGCCACACUUGGACUUAAAGGACAUCAGUUACGAAACAGACAUAAUCGAUGAAAUUCUAGAAAAGGUGAUAGAAGCCAAUAAACUCUGAGCCAAAUCUUCCACUUUAUAACAUGCUAUGAAAGAGACAACCAACCUUUGAUGAAUGCAUUUUAGCAGCUCGUGUGUUAUUUUAAAAGAGUAUAUCCCAGAAAAAGAGAACGAGAGAUAGUGAUUUAAAGGAAGCAUUUGCACACCUCACAAGUUCUACUGCUAAAAAUAUCAACAAUUGUUUUGAUUAGCAUGCAUCUGAUCAAAAUGUCCACUUGUAAUGAAAUUU
This is a messenger RNA of Hemiscyllium ocellatum (epaulette shark), 3271 nucleotides long. RefSeq lists its product as uncharacterized. NCBI's taxonomy places the organism in Eukaryota, Metazoa, Chordata, Chondrichthyes, Orectolobiformes, Hemiscylliidae. Gene Ontology annotation, cellular component: nucleus; nucleoplasm. The record is from RefSeq and is a predicted model, not a curated record. The transcript has 17 exons. The coding region runs from base 56 to 3043 and encodes 995 amino acids. Gene Ontology annotation, molecular function: ATP hydrolysis activity; zinc ion binding.